Capronia coronata CBS 617.96 is the source of this 795-nucleotide messenger RNA. RefSeq names its product transcription initiation factor TFIID/TFIIF subunit. The transcript has 4 exons. Gene Ontology annotation, biological process: regulation of transcription by RNA polymerase II; chromatin remodeling. Gene Ontology annotation, molecular function: histone binding. The record is from RefSeq and is a predicted model, not a curated record. Bases 1 to 795 code for a protein of 264 amino acids. NCBI's taxonomy places the organism in Eukaryota, Fungi, Ascomycota, Eurotiomycetes, Chaetothyriales, Herpotrichiellaceae. Gene Ontology annotation, cellular component: Swr1 complex; NuA4 histone acetyltransferase complex.
AUGCCGGACGUAAGUCUCAGGAGCGCUUCAUUGUUGCCGUUCAGGUUCUUACUGUCUCCACAGGUCAAACGCUCGAUCAAGAUCAUUACGGAACAGAAGACUAUCCCAGGUGCGGACAGCGGCGUCGCGGGGUUUCCUCUGCGCCACUGGUCGAUGAAAAUUGUUCUACUUCAUGCAGACACGAAACAAGAGAUCGAUGCGGACAUUUUCGAGUCUGUUACAUACCACCUCCACGAGUCUUUCGGCGACAGGGCCAAACAAACCCUCAAGAAGCCGCCGUUCCGCGUCGCCGAGGAUGGCUGGGGAGAGUUUGAACUGGCGAUCGAGUUGAAGGAUCUCAGCGGCAAGUCCCACCACGUUACUCACGACCUGAACUUCUCCAACUCGCGUUAUGAGACCAAGCAAAUCAUCACGUUCAAGAACCCCAAGGGUGCUCUCCUCGACGCGCUUCGAAACUCCGGACCUAUUCCUGGCGAGGCAGCAACGAACGGAGCAGACGUUUCCGGCAAGAAGCGGACCAGUGAGAUCGGCGCUGGCGGUGUACAGAAGAAGAAGAAGGCGGCUGAGAAGGGCAUUGAUAUGGACAAGUUGGCUGAAGGUCUUCAGAAACUCGGUGAAGACGACCUCCUUCAGGUGGUGCAGAUGGUCCACGACAAUAAGAGCGAGGAUUCAUGGAUGAGGAAUGAUGUCGAGCAGGGCGAGUUCCACGUUGAUCUGUACACCCUGCCGGAGAAUCUUAUCAAGAUGCUCUGGGACUUCACCACCGAGAAGAACGCCAUUUCUGGAUCAGCAUAG